This is a messenger RNA of Durusdinium trenchii, 974 nucleotides long. The record is from the annotation of a GenBank genome assembly. Lineage: Eukaryota; Dinophyceae; Suessiales; Symbiodiniaceae.
AAUUAAACCCUGAUGUCAUUGUUGGCGCCGUUCUUGCUCAGCCUCCGGAGACGAGGAUUAGCGAAGAAGUUCUGUCAGCCGCGAUUCUUGCCUUUUACAAAACCCAUCACAGUAUUCCCCUUGGGGUACACGAGGAGGUGUUGAUCAAGUGGGCUGGUAAGCAAGCGUAUGGACUUCGUGAAAUGUGUUCUCGGUUCAAACGCUUGCUCUGGGGCAGCAAGAAUGCCAAGUCUCCCAAAAUUCGAGAAAUGAAAAACACUUACUUCCAGAUGAAGGGCAGUUCUGCACCAGAACCAGUUCUUACAGAUGAGAACCCUCCAGAUGCUCUUCAGCUUGUAGAGCAAGGACUCUUUGAUUGGAGCGUCCUGGAAGGAAAGGUGUCCCAAGCUCUUGCGGCUGCCGAGACCAAAAAACUUGGCAAACUGGCUUCGACGGACUCCAUGGAUUCUUCAGAAUCUACCGCGGAUUUGCGGAAAGGCAAUGAAUACUUGCUUCCGCUGAAUGUCGUCAAAGCCUUGGAGUCACGGACUUGUCCGGAACCCAUUUCAGUUGAGCCAAACCAGAAGGAACAGGAAGAUCAGGAAUGCCUUGAACUUGAUGCACCAAAGCCAAAACGAAAGAAAACAACAAAUCCAGCCAAGAAAAAGGAAAAGAAACAGGAAGUGUCUGCAGAAGAGCCAAGUGCCAAACCUUUGGCUGUCGCUAGUGAUUAUCGGCCUGGUUCUUUUUCUGAAGCCCGGAAAGAAUUUAUAGCUUCCAAGAGGAAAGCGUCCGGUGUUUCGUAUGCUGAAGCCAACCAAGCUUGGAUGCUCAGCUCACAAAGGGCAGACCUGCUCUCGGGAAUGUCUCCUCAGGAGCUUAAGCGCCGCAAAUUUACCUAGCUGCUGUGUUUUCUCAGGGGUGUUGUUGGCGUCCAGCCAACUAGGGUUUUCGAUUGGCUCAGGGGAAAGCCCCUGGCCAACCAAAUCGAUGGG